Molecule: messenger RNA, 2315 nt
Organism: Andrographis paniculata
Lineage: Eukaryota; Viridiplantae; Streptophyta; Magnoliopsida; Lamiales; Acanthaceae
Product: tubulin beta-1 chain
Exons: 6
Coding region: 837-2183 (448 amino acids)
Biological process (GO): microtubule cytoskeleton organization; mitotic cell cycle
Cellular component (GO): cytoplasm; microtubule
Molecular function (GO): GTPase activity; GTP binding; structural constituent of cytoskeleton
Source: RefSeq, a predicted model, not a curated record
AGAUGUAUCCAUAUCUCCGAUCACUGUCAGCUCCUGAUUGUCGAUAUCAGCACCAAUUGAAUCAACCCCUGUUUCAAAAAAAUCAGCCAUACAUUGAAAAAGUGGAUCUAUUCUUUGAGGGCAUUUGAAGAAAUAUCAGUUGAGGAAACACAGUGUAUGGAAUGGUAGUGGUCAUUGAAUGCAAACUCAGGCAAAUGCAGCAUCUGGAAUGUGACAAUGGACGACGAAUGCCUUCUCAAGUUCUUGUAGCUAAAAGCAAAACGAAUCCAUCAAUUUGUCUCCUCCGAGAUCGAGGCUCAAUGAAUAACAGUGGAUGAAGAUGAUCUACACUGGUUUAGACGAACACAUUCAAGUGGGACAACGGACUUGAUAUCACAAAAAGAGCGAGCCACCUCCAAAUUCCGAUUCCAGAUCCAGACCAAAAAUUCCCACUCCCAGGAUCUCCCGCACCCGGAGAAUCACCACCGUCCAUCAUUUGGAUUUCCAUCCUAUCAUCUACGGCUUAGAUGCAACGCUAUUUUGAUCCAGGGAGCUUGCCCGCCUGGAGCCUGUCAACGGUCAUGUGCCAAACCGCUCACGCACGUGCCGCCAACUUUUCCCACGUGAACAGCGCGUGACAAUCACGCCCAUCUUAGGCGCGUGGCGCGAUCUCUCUCACCCACCUCACCAAAAAUGCAUUUCAAAAUUCAAAAUUCGAAAACUCCCACCGCAUAAUCCACUUUCUAUAUAUUAACAGAAACUCCUCCGGCGUUUCAAUUUCACUCCCAAAUCUGUCUCUCAACCAAACCCUAAUUUCUCUCUGAAAAUCAACAUUUUCUGCAAAAAAAAAUUCGAAAAUGCGUGAGAUCUUGCACAUUCAGGGCGGGCAGUGCGGGAACCAGAUCGGAGCCAAGUUCUGGGAGGUUGUUUGCGCCGAGCACGGCAUCGAUUCCACCGGAAGGUACCAUGGCGACAACGACCUGCAGCUCGAGCGAGUUAAUGUCUACUACAAUGAGGCCAGCUGCGGUCGGUUUGUUCCUCGCGCCGUCCUCAUGGAUUUGGAGCCUGGUACGAUGGACAGCGUCAGAUCUGGACCGUACGGGCAGAUAUUCCGGCCGGAUAACUUCGUCUUCGGCCAGUCCGGCGCCGGGAAUAACUGGGCGAAGGGGCAUUACACUGAGGGAGCGGAGCUAAUUGAUUCGGUGCUCGAUGUUGUCAGGAAAGAGGCAGAGAACUGCGAUUGCUUGCAAGGAUUUCAGGUCUGUCACUCAUUAGGAGGUGGAACUGGAUCUGGAAUGGGAACUCUGUUGAUCUCCAAGAUCAGGGAAGAGUACCCCGACAGAAUGAUGCUCACCUUCUCCGUAUUCCCAUCCCCAAAGGUAUCUGACACUGUUGUUGAACCCUACAAUGCCACACUCUCUGUUCAUCAGCUUGUUGAGAAUGCUGACGAAUGUAUGGUCUUGGACAACGAAGCUCUCUAUGAUAUCUGCUUCCGGACACUCAAACUCACCACCCCUAGCUUCGGAGAUCUCAACCAUUUGAUAUCUGCUACAAUGAGCGGCGUGACAUGCUGCCUGCGAUUCCCCGGUCAACUAAAUUCCGAUCUUCGCAAACUGGCCGUAAACCUCAUUCCAUUCCCGCGGCUCCACUUUUUCAUGGUUGGGUUUGCUCCACUCACAUCUCGUGGGUCGCAGCAGUACAGAGCCCUAACCGUCCCCGAGCUGACCCAACAAAUGUGGGACGCUAAGAACAUGAUGUGCGCCGCUGAUCCGCGCCACGGCCGUUACUUAACUGCCUCGGCGAUGUUCCGCGGCAAGAUGAGCACUAAGGAGGUCGACGAGCAGAUGAUCAACGUCCAGAACAAGAACUCGUCCUACUUUGUAGAAUGGAUCCCCAACAAUGUUAAGUCGACGGUGUGCGAUAUUCCUCCAACGGGGCUGAAGAUGGCGUCGACGUUCAUCGGGAACUCGACUUCGAUUCAGGAGAUGUUCCGGAGGGUGAGCGAGCAGUUCACGGCGAUGUUUAGGAGGAAGGCUUUCUUGCAUUGGUACACGGGGGAGGGUAUGGACGAGAUGGAGUUUACGGAGGCGGAGAGUAAUAUGAAUGACUUGGUUUCGGAGUAUCAGCAGUACCAAGAUGCGACUGCCGACGAGGAAGGUGACGGCUACUAUGAGGAGGAUGAAGAUGGGCAGGAAGAGGCUUAAGGUUUGAUUGUUUGUUUGUUAUUAUGCGUUUGUUUGUUUGGUAUGGGAAGUGUCUUUUAUAUAGCUCAGCUCGGCUAUCUCUAUCUCUACUGGAUAUUAUUGACUGAUGUUUUGCUGUGGUGUUUUUUGUUG